Messenger RNA from Trichophyton rubrum CBS 118892, 876 nucleotides. RefSeq lists its product as uncharacterized. Bases 101 to 409 code for a protein of 102 amino acids. The transcript has a single exon. NCBI's taxonomy places the organism in Eukaryota, Fungi, Ascomycota, Eurotiomycetes, Onygenales, Arthrodermataceae. The record is from RefSeq and is a predicted model, not a curated record.
UUUUUUGCAAACCACACUUGACAGCCUAUGAAGAAAACGGUUGACCAGUUUCAGGUACCAUCUUGUUUUUCGCAGGAGGGACCUUACCUUGAUUCACUGCAUGGAAAGAUCAAGACAACAAUACCUCACAGAGUCUUUCAGUUGUAGCCAAGUUGUUGUCGAGAUACCAGAUGUUCCGAUACUCUCUAUAAAUGUAUGGCCAUCACAUCCCUUUGUACAGUCCUCUAGCUAUAUUCAUGGAAUUCAGAGAAUAGAAACCCGAGGUAAAAGGACUUCCUGCUGCCAAGGGCCCGUUGAGCUAGCCGAACCGUUUCUGUUGAGUUAUGAUCCACAGCUGGCUCGUUGCCAGGCGAAAUUUGUCACGACAAUCUCGGGUCGAGAUAGGUUGCUUCCUGAUAGUGUUUGUUAGACCAUGCAAGCAGAGGGCACGUGGAUAGGGAUUCUUUUCGUCAUACGGAGCACUAUACUUAGUUCUCGCUAUUAUUAUUAUUAUUGUUAUUUUCUUGUCUUCUGGUCAGUUUCUUUUUCUUGUCCCCCUUUUUCAGCAUCAGUUCAGCAAUCCCCAUGGUUCAGACCCAAGUCGAGGUAUCAGAAUGCGCCUUUCUUAUUUUACCACCAUUCUCUUUGGGAAGAGAAACACCGGCGAUUCAGCCCAUAAUACGCGACAUGGGUACUGGGUACCAGCUGGUGUCUCCCUCCCCUGUGAGAACUGCGAUAGUGUGAAUGUUGCGAAUGCAUGAGAGCAAGCUUGGCUGGUUGGGUCGUGAGUCCCGCGAAACAUAGUCCACCCGCUCCUGUCAAGACUCUGAUGUUCCCUGGGGGCAGCUGUGCAAUUGUAGCUCUGAGUAUGGAGCACUUCGUAUGCCGCUAAAACUG